Aspergillus melleus is the source of this 1851-nucleotide messenger RNA. RefSeq lists its product as uncharacterized. Gene Ontology annotation, biological process: regulation of transcription by RNA polymerase II. Gene Ontology annotation, cellular component: nucleus. The record is from RefSeq and is a predicted model, not a curated record. The transcript is spliced from 3 exons. Gene Ontology annotation, molecular function: DNA-binding transcription activator activity, RNA polymerase II-specific; RNA polymerase II cis-regulatory region sequence-specific DNA binding. NCBI's taxonomy places the organism in Eukaryota, Fungi, Ascomycota, Eurotiomycetes, Eurotiales, Aspergillaceae. Bases 1 to 1851 code for a protein of 616 amino acids.
AUGUUCCACAAAAGGAGCGCUCACAAGCCCAGCGAUGCUUUUGUUCGCGAUUUCCAGCGCAAGUUCUCCGGGGUCGCCGCCACUCCCUACAUUACGGGCGCUGGCAUCGUGCCCGACCAGCUUGUACAAUGCAAUUCGGGCGUAGGAGAUCUGCCAGGUCUCGUGUCUAAUCCGACCCUCCUACCGAGUCCCCAGUACUCGUCGUCCCCGCCCGGUCAGCAUACUUGUUCUUGUGGCCCCUUCAACGAUCAGAUGCGUAUGGUGCUGCCUGAUCAUCCGGUCGACGCAUCUCUCCCUCGGGCUCUAUCAUGCAACGUCGGCGCCCAGUCGUUGCUGCUGGCCCCUGCAUAUGGCCUGCCGCAGGAUCCGUGCGGCCUCCAGGGGGCGCCAUUUCAAGACCAGGACCAUCUAAGCGACUUCUCCGAUCUGCCUGCUCAGAACCCGCGAGAGAUCUCCCCGCCGGACUCGCAGCUCGGGCACUCGGGUACGAUGGACGAGACGCAGUCCGUGUACGAUGGCCACCAUCCACUGCGAUUUCAGGUUACCCUGCACGCUCCUACAGCUACCUACAACCCUACCCGCCAGACCCCUGUCACCUAUCUCAAUCGUCGCCAGGGGUACAAGAUCUCUAUCAUCGACACGGCACCUCCAGUCACACUUCCCCACCCGGUGCGAUACCGCACACAUUUUCGAAUCGGAUUUGACAACGACAACCAACGAGCCGACCCCGUGGCCGCCUGGAAGCUGUGGCGAGACAAUCGCGGACUGAACGAAGCCAGGAGGAGCGACGGGCAGCUGCGAGCCGUCGAAUGUGUCGACGUGAUGUCGAACGUCAUCCGUGGCCGGCCGGCGGGGUCUCAGGUGGCUCUGGAAAACUCGUCGGUGGACGGUUUCAGCAUCGUGUGGCUGGCCGACCCGCAAUCGGGCCACGCCGGAUGCGAGGCUCACAUUCUUUUCAAUUUCCUCUCCACCGACUUCACCUUGUCCAAGGGGGUCCAAGGGGCGCCGCUCCGACUGUAUGCGAAGACGCAGCUAAUCGCGCCCGAGGUCUCGCCGCAGCCUCCGCUGUCGACGGCGGAGAUUUGCUACUGCCGAGUAAAAUUAUUCCGAGACCACGGAUCCGAGAGGAAGCUAUCGAAUGAUGCCAUCCAGCUAAACAAGGCCAUCGACAAGGCUCGCCAGCGGCUCGGUGACCUCGAGUCGGCCGCCGCGCAAGGCCGACUAAACCCCGGACAAAGAAAACGGGGGAAGCCUCCGGCGGCAGCACGGCAACAAUUGGAACCAUUUCUGGCCAUGACCCAUGAAUUCUCCGCCCGUGACGAACUCCAAGCAGUGGUCUCCGACUUGGAAGCCGUGCUGUCGUCGUCCCGACCGCGAAGUAUGCUAUCGCUACGGGGUGACGCCCAAGAUGACCCCGAUCGAUUCCCCAUCGUGCUACCAAAUCCUUUGGAAGGCUCGGGCAGUGCCGACGAGCAGCUGGUGAAACGUGGCGUCAGGGAAGCAACGGGGUCUUCCUCGCCCAUGAGCAACCGUACACAGGAGGAUAAUCAUGCCGUUGCGUGCUUUUACAUCUGUCAACGCAUUGACGGACAGUUUGAGGAUUACUACCAUGCGCUGUAUCUCAACGAAUUGACCCUGUCGGACUUACUUCGACACGUCUCUCAGACAUAUCAAAUGGAACCCAGUAGUAUUAGCCAUGCAAUUCGCGUCAAUGCGAGCGGCCUGCGUAUUGUGAUCGACGACGAUGUCGUUCGAGAGAUUCCCCAGUCCCAAGAUAUGAUUGCAGAAUUCUCGCAAGAUGAUGGCACCGCUGGGUCAUCCCCGCGGUUCCGAGUCACCUUGUUCUAUUAG